This is a messenger RNA of Striga hermonthica, 1483 nucleotides long. NCBI's taxonomy places the organism in Eukaryota, Viridiplantae, Streptophyta, Magnoliopsida, Lamiales, Orobanchaceae. The record is from the annotation of a GenBank genome assembly.
CGAGGUAUCUUCUGCUCAAGACAUGAUGGCUCAUCAAAUAGCCGAACUUACUGAGCAAAUGCGGCUAAUGAAUGCACGAGGAAGUCAGUCGGUGCAGACCAAGACGGUAGACACAUGCGGGGCAUGUGGAGUUCAGGGGCAUAGAUCCGAGGUCUGCCCAUCAGCUUUCGACCAAGAGGUUGGAGAACAAUAUGUAGAUGUCAACGCCCUCCAAGGUUAUAAGAACCAGCAGCCCAACGACCCCUACUCCAAUACUUACAACCCCGGGUGGAGAAAUCACCCACACUUCUCGUGGUCAAACAACAGCAACACCCUCCAGCCACCUCGUCCAAACUUCAACCAACACCAGCCCCGUCCGAACUUCAUGCAUCAAAAACCCUGCCCCAACUUCAUUCCCCGUCCCAACUACCAACAACAACAGCAAGCCCAAGAGUCCGGUUCGAGCUCGUCGAACCAAGAUGACAAGCUAGACAAGAUCCUUCAGUUUAUCACCAACCAGGACUCAUCUAUUAAGCUUCUCGAGACGCAAGUGGGUCAGCUUGCCAUGAGAGUUGGCAACAUGGAGGCUGAGUCAGACAAGGGAAAACUUCUGAGCCAGCCCGAGCAAGCAAAGGCGAUCACUGUGUUGAGGAACGGGAAGGAAGUGGACAACAAGGUAAGAAUGCCCGAGCCUGAUGACCCCAAACCAACCGACCAGCCCAAGGAAACUGAGGAGGGCAGAAAGAGCACAGAAACCGACUCGGUAAAACCGUCAGAGAAUCCCCUACUGCACAAGUCUCCAAACCCUUACAAGCCACGCAUCCCUUUUCCAAGCCGACUUCGAGAUGAGAAACAAGAGCAGCAAUUCCGGGACUUAUACAACAUGCUCUCUAAAGUCAACGUUAACUUACCUCUCCUGGACGUGAUCAAAAACAUGCCAUCUUACGUGAAGUUCUUCAAGGACUUGGUCACGAAGAAGAGGAAGGUUGGAGAUGGGGAGAAAGUGGUGGUUUAUGAGGCAGCGAGUGCCAUGCAUCAUGAUCUCCCAAAGAAAGAACGGGACCCCGGGGGUUUCGUGAUAAGAAUUGCUCUAGGGAACGGAAAGGAGGCUUCGGGGAUGCUUGACCUCGGAGCGGGAAUCAACCUUAUGCCGUUCUCGAUCUUUCAGCGAUUGGGUCUCGGUGAUUUGAGACCAACCCGUAUGUGCCUCCAGCUGGCUGACCGUUCGAUCAGAUACCCCAAGGGGGUAGUUGAGGAUGUCCUUGUUCGUGUCGGGAGGCUCAUUGUCCCGGUAGACUUUGUCGUUUUGGAUGUGGGGGAUGUGCACGAAAACGAGAAAGACCACACCAUCCUUCUUGGCAGACCAUUCAUGGCCACCACCAACACGCUCAUUGACGUGAAGAAUGGGACAUUGAACAUGACAGUCCUAGGAGAGUCAGUGUCCAUUUCCGUCCGAGAGGCUACCUCAGCAUCCUUGGUGAACUUUGUAGAGGAGUGUUCGAUC